Rubroshorea leprosula is the source of this 1575-nucleotide messenger RNA. The record is from the annotation of a GenBank genome assembly. Lineage: Eukaryota; Viridiplantae; Streptophyta; Magnoliopsida; Malvales; Dipterocarpaceae.
GCCUUUCAUCGAUUCCGGUACCUGAAAUCAAUUGAGAAGAAUGGAGGAAGAGAAAGCGGUGGCUUACUACAACGAGCUCACGCGCAGAGGCGAAGGAGCUGCAAGGUUCAAGCAAGGUCUCGGUUUCUCCUCCAACAACGAUCGGAAGGAUGCCAUUCCAGAACGAGGUUCGGCUCUGCCUUCAUCUUCUUCCUUUCUUAGCACCUUUGUCAGGGCCUCGAGCCCUAGCUCCACCUCCAAGCUCGAGAAACAGUCUCAACUGCAGUCCAUUCAGAACAAGCUCAAAAGGAAGCCAGAAAAAGAACCUAGGGUUUCAGAGAGAAGCAGCCACAGGGAUCGCUCUAGAAGCCGAGACAGAGAUAGAGAUAGGCAUUCGAGGAGGCGAAGCAAAAGCAGGAGCAGAAGCCGAGAGAGGAGGAGGCGGAGGAGCAGGAGUAGGUCACCGCGUCGAGAGCGAAGGUCAGAGAGGACAAGAAGCAGGAGUAGGUCUCCACGUAGAGAGCGACGGUCAGAGAAGAGGCGGAGCAGGAGCAGGAGUAGGUCGCCGCGAGAGCGGAGGAGAUCAGAGAGGGAGGGAAAAGCCACGAAAGAGAGAAACGGCGAAGUUGAUUAUUCACGGUUAAUUGAAGGAUAUGACAAGAUGGUAUGUGUGUUUUCUCUUUAUUAAUUUCAGCUUUGCAAAACGACUUAUGGUUAGUUCUGCCACUUUCAUGUUUAAUUGCAAUCAGUUGCUGAUAGAAUUAGAACCAUAAAGAUGAAAAAUUAUAGCAUUUAGACGUUUCAGAGAUGCUCUGUGAGUUUAUUCUGUGAUUAUCUGGAUCAGUAAUCCCUGCUGCCUCUAUCGGGACGCCGGAUUUGAAAAAUAGCUGCUUGAAUCUUAGAAGUGCAUUAACAGUGUAAAUUUAUGGGGACAGACAACUUGAAUGAGCAUGAUAUGCAAAUAGAAAUGGAAUAGUGGUCUUUCUAACUGCAGAUGAGAUUAGACCUGGUUACAUGCAUGUUUAUUUGAAAAGAACAUCAUAGAGAAGGUGGGGAUCAUAUCAUGAUAGGGGGAUACAUGACACUUCACCUUGGGCAGAGUUUUGAAAUGUGAAGUGGAGAGAACAGACAACUUUAAAAUUGUAACAAAGCAACGGGUAUGGAUAGGUACAGAGAACUUCUUCAAAUGGUCUUUAGACAUCCUUCAUACCUUAAAGCUGAAAAAAGAAAAAUAGAGAUUGAGAAAAUGUUGCAAUCAUGAUGGUAUUUUGUACUGUUAUGAGUAUUAAUGAAACCUGAGUACAAGAAUGUAAAUUUUUUCCUAACAAUUCCUGGAUUUAGUAUCUUACAUUUGUUUUGCUUCUGAAAUUAUUAGUUUGUUGGUAGAGUUAUGCCAAUAACUAGGACAAUAAUUGAUCAAAAAGGUUUGCGGUGAGUACAUCCUUUCUAAGUAAAUUUGCUGUGAUUUACUUUACAAAGAAUAUGUGUGACAAUGUUUCUGCUCUGAACAGUCAGCUGCAGAAAGAGUAAAAGCCAAGAUGAAGUUACAGCUUGCCGAAACAGGUAACCCUAUACUAAUAGAUAUUUCUUUUGUUC